AUGGCAAUGAGAAAAUUUUUAAUUAAUUAUAAGUAUUUAAAUAAUUAUAAAAAUCAAGCAGCUAGAUAUUUAACAACACCUAGUACUUCAAUCAAAAAUUCUGAUAUGUUAAAUGAAACAGCUACAGAAUUAGUUAAAUCAAUUGUUGAAGAAUAUGAAACUAAAGGAAAAAUAUUUACACUGCCUUGGGUGGAUCAACAUGCAAUUAAUUCAGCACUCUAUCCUUUCAAAGAAUUAUUAAAUCUUGGUAUUCAACCAGAAUUUUUAGAAGAUGCUUGUUUACACGAGGAAAAACUUUUUCGUUUAAUGAUUAAAAAUGGUCAAUCUAUUUAUAAAAUGCUUACAAUUUUUGUUGAGAAUUUUAUAAUGAAUUAUGAGGAUUCUAUUAGAAUGUUUGCAAAGUGGUGUGACUUACUUGAAAACGAAACUCCCCAAUCAAUCCAAAGCCGAAUUAAUUUAUUUAGUGGACGUGGACUAGCUUCAGGAAUUGGUUUAAGAAGAAUAUUCGAAAAAUGCCCAGAAUUAUUAUUUGGUUCUGAAGUGCAGAAAAUGGAUAUUUGUUUGGAGCAGAUUAGCAAUUUUUUUGAAUCUGGGGAUUUGAAAACAAUUGUAAAUAAUACUCCACAUAUUUGUUUGUUAGAUCCAACAGAAUUGGAAAGUAAAUAUGAGUACAUUUAUUUCCAUAUGGGUUUUGUCAGUGAAGAAUUAGCAAAAAGUAAAUGUUGGAUGGAUUUGGAUUUAUUUUCAAUAAUUGAUAGACAUUUAUUACUUUUAAAAACUGGAAAAUAUUUUUAUCCUGAUCCAAAAAGGCCACAAUUAAAAAAGGAAAAUCCAUCACCCGAAUUAAUUUUUGAUACGCCAGAAAAUAAAUUUGCCAGUUUGGUUGCUGGUGUUGAAUAUGGUAAAAAUUUUUAA
Meloidogyne enterolobii is the source of this 915-nucleotide messenger RNA. Lineage: Eukaryota; Metazoa; Nematoda; Chromadorea; Rhabditida; Meloidogynidae. The record is from the annotation of a GenBank genome assembly.